UGACCAAUCGCAAAGCUAAAUCGGUCCAUUUAACUUUGAAUUUUACGUGCCCCUCUUUGUGAGACAAACUACGGGUAUAUUCAUUGGUGUCACAUCCUUUAUAUUGCAUUGCGAUAUAAGCUCAACCAUGGGAAAACGUGGAGGUCGUAAGCAUCCGGGGAAAUCCAAGCGUAAUAUUGAUCCUGCGAGUACAUCAUCACCCCAGCAUGGUUCUCAGAAGAUCACUAAAUAUUUGGACUCUGUGCCCAGUCCUCCGGCAGCCAAUUCAGGAGCUUCUACUACAAUGAUUGUACAUGAGAAAGCUACAUCUUCUUCAACAAAAAAUGACCUCCUAUCGGGCAUCGUCACCCCUGAGAGUACCCCUCCCAAGACACCCAAUCCUGUCCCUGGCCGGGAGGAAGACUCCCCGUCUCCAGAUGCAACACUUGUCUACCCGCUGGACCCUGAUUCCCCUGCAGGAGCCAUAGAGGGAGCAGCUGGAGCUGGGGAUGCCUCCACUCAAGGAGGAGGAGCAGGAGAUUCUGUGAGGGUCAAGGUCAAGAAAGAGAGAGAUGUGCAAUCUGCUGGCAAUGCUAGUGCAGUGAUCGAUACACCCACCAGACACUCUAUGCGGCUAGGCAGAGGCCGUCGAAUGGUAAAGACUCCAAAGAGUGCUGGUGACUCACGGUCACUCAAUGGUCAGCUUGAGGUUGAAGCAAGUCCAAAGAAUACUGGCCGGGGUCGUGGCAGGAAGAAAGGAAAUUCAUCAGUCAAUGCCAACAAUAGUGGAAGAAGUGCAUCUAAACCAAAAAUAAAAAAAGAGCCAUCGAUGAAGACAAUCACUGAUUUCUUCCCAGUGAGGAGGAGUGACAGACGAUGUAAAUCAGUAGUCGAUGCUGAGAGGAAAUGGGAACUUGAAGACGCUAUCUUAUCUAACAGAGAGGAAGGUGUCAAGGUUGAAGAGAUCAUUGGUAAGGGCAGAGGGGUUGUAUCUACCAAACCAUUCAGAAGAGGUGACUUUGUGGUGGAGUACUGCGGAGAACUCAUCGACAUUCAAUUGUCCAAGGAGAGAGAGCAGAAAUACAGGGCUGAUCCAAAGAUUGGCUGCUACAUGUACUACUUUGAACACAGGAACAAGAGCUAUUGUGUGGAUGCCACACAGGAAUCUGGUCGUGUGGGGAGGCUUCUCAAUCACAGUCGCCAAGGAAACUGCUGCACGAAACUAGUGGACAUUGGAGGGCGCCCCCACCUCAUACUGGUCGCCAAGCGAGACAUCGCCGUCAACGAGGAGCUGCUCUAUGAUUACGGAGACAGGAACAAGGACACUAUCCAGUCACAUCCCUGGCUGGUGUUAUGAGCUUCAGACAUUAUUAUUUCCAAGAUGACAUUUCAACUCCAUCUUUGAACUCUCUGUGUCAACAGACAUGGGAGCUCAUUGACAUUCUAUGAUGAGUAGAAUUAUUGCUGCUGAGAAGCAGAGGAAAUGGAAUACGAUAAUUCACUUUCAGUAUUGCAAUAACAGAGUAUUCAGAAUUGUCUCUGGCAGUGAUGUUUCACUUGCCAUUGUUUCAUGACUGAAGAGGAUCCAUCAAAGAUAGUUUUGUGCUACUGCAGGGAAACAUGUGCCUGAAUCUCAAUCUCCUCUAGAGGAAAGAACGCAAGCUUGGCAUAGAAAUGAAAUGUGUUAGAUUUAUUUUUUGCCAGUGUUGAAGAAUAUUUUUUGCUUAAAGUUGAUCUCACAGGUGUUUGUCAUGAUCCGUUCAUCACCAAUUUAUGAUUACAUGUAGAGGUAAUACUUUACUUUUUUUUAAAUACAUUUUGAAGAAUUGAAUCAGUCAGUUGGGUGAUGUGAAGCAAAAUGAUUAUUGGUGGGAACAGUUUCAUAAAUAAUAAUUCCUUUAAAAAAAUUAGUACCGGUACUCUGGUUUUGAUGAUAUGAUUUCAAUUUUCAAGCUCUUCAGGUUUUCUAUACCAUGGUAUGAAUCAAAUUCCAAUUAAAUUAAGGUACAAUAUUUCCCUAAAUAUCAUAAAUGUUACAGUUCUUAUCCAAAUCAAUAGACAAUUGAAACAUUUUCCUGAUCUUGUCAGUCAUAUGCUCUGUUUCUACCAGUUUAUGAACUUGCCGAAUAACAGAAUGAAAUUGCCAAACAAACUGUUAAACAAUAAUGUGCUCUUUUUUUCUUCAAGGGAGCUCCUUUUAUCUUCCAGCCAGUGUUAAGCAUAUUGUUCGAAAUCAAUCUUGGUUGGCUCAGUAAUUAACCAUGUCUUGCUGUACAUAAUGAAGUAUGAAGCUCCCUUCACACUUGGCUUGCUAAAUCACCUCAAAUAUUAAACAAACGUUACUGUGUCUGUGUUGUGUGUAAAUGAAGAAUGGCAGGAUGUAAUUAAAUACAUAGAAGGGGCAUCAAUAGCCUGUUCACAUACUCACUCACUGAUCAGCGUGUUGUACAGUAGAUUUUAAGUGCAUUAUCCAUAUUUCAUUUCAUUUCAUUUCAUUUUAUUUCAUUCCUAUACCAUAUUACAUGUGGUUAGCCACAAUGUUCUUUUUAAAGUGAGUUACUGCUUAUAUCUGAAUGGGCGUUAAAUCUUAUUAUAUAUGUACCACAACUGCACAAAUAAAUGUUCAAUCACUUCAAUGUAAAUGUUAUGAAAGUAAAGACUUGAUUUCUCUGGGUUUCCUGCUAUCCUGGAAAUCAGGGAAAACAUGGAAAACAAAUCCCCCUUUUUCCUACUUCAGUCAGGAAGAAGUCCCAGAAUUAGAAAAAAUCUCUCAAGUGAGAGAAAACUUCAAGGAGCUCCAUUAGUUUCAAACAAACUUAAUCAGUCGGACAGCAUCUGGUGUUUUAUCUAGAGGGAGUUUCAUUAGCUUCAAACAAACUUAGUCAUUCAGCCAGUCUGAUAUUUUAAGAUGAACUACAGGAUUGUCUGUCCAAUCAUCUGAACAUCGCGAUUCAAGAAUGAAAAGUUCAUCUUAAAGUCUUGAACUUGUAUUUGAAGUUCACCUGUUCACAAUUACAAACCUUGAUGCACUAUUGAAUACCCGUGAUUUAUCCAGUCAAUAUAAUCAUCACAAAUAGUAGGAUGACAUAGCUGAAGAAUACAAUCUGGAUCUAUCUGCUGCACAAAGCUUGAAAUGUGCUAUAUUGCAAAAUAAUUACAGAAAGAAUGCAUGUACUUAAUAGUGAAUGAAUUUCUGGCAUGAUGAUACAGGGCAGAUAUACUGAUUUGACUUGAAAGGAAGUUCAGUAAGAUAAUGUUGUAUUUACUUGUUUUGAAAGCUGAUGGAAUUGCCAUGUACAUGUAUUUCAUAAGAUGAACUUAACCUGUUAUAAUUAUUAAUUGACAAUUCGUUUCUCAUAAUUAUUGGAUUUAAAGUGACAAGUUGCAGAGAAUAGUGAAACCUUUAUUCAGUAAUUAUUUAGAUUUGGGGACCAAUGAAUUACCUGCUACUUAUAUUGAAACAUGUUAAAUUAAUGCUAAAAGAUAAUGAAAUACAAUACGCAGGACUGGCAAAUUUACAAGAAUUUGUUAUAGCAGUGUUCUGUAAAACAAGGUUCAAAUGUUGCAUGAAAAGAAGAAAAGAAAAAGAAACUAUUUUAAAUGUUAUUUGCCUUUGCUUCUACUAGAGUGCUUGUAGUGUAUGUAUAUACCUGGUCCAUGGUUUCGCUCCUGUAGAACUCUCUGAUUCCAAAUAAUCACUUACCGUAAUCAAAAUGUUGUUGCCAAUUUUUCUUCUGGAUGACAGUUUGUAAACAAUUUAUACAUGUAUUUUCCCAAUCCACUCCCUCUAAUUUAAUUUCAUCUACAUGUAGUUACAGCUAGGUGUAUGCCGCCUCAGCCUUAUAUGGACAGUAGAUGAAUGGUUCUUUUGUGUACAGUCUUGUUUGAAUUGUAAUUGAAAGUUUAAUGAUGAUUUAGUUCAAUUUAGAUGUACUGUUGUAAAUAAUCUUUGACGAGUAUUUGUUCAGGGUGAAUAUGUAAUAUAAAGAUAAGUUGCCAUCAUGCCAUGUCCGUCA
This is a messenger RNA of Strongylocentrotus purpuratus (purple sea urchin), 3995 nucleotides long. Its product is annotated as N-lysine methyltransferase KMT5A-B-like. Gene Ontology annotation, molecular function: histone H4K20 methyltransferase activity; protein binding. The transcript has 9 exons. Lineage: Eukaryota; Metazoa; Echinodermata; Echinoidea; Camarodonta; Strongylocentrotidae. Bases 128 to 1336 code for a protein of 402 amino acids. The record is from RefSeq and is a predicted model, not a curated record.